GGUGGCAGCCACAGCGACAGUGGCGACGCUAACGUCGACCGUGGCAGCUUAGCGUAGCGGUGUGCACCGCACGGCCCGGUGGAGCAGGGAAAUCUCGCCGAGUACGAGUGGCGCGCAUUACGUCGUUCUUGAUCGACUGUCGAAAUUAUUUUAUAUCGGGCGUGAAUUUUUAUUAUAGAACGUGUCGUGUAUUUAUAUACGAGGCAGUAACGUAACCACGGCAAAGUUUAAAAAUCUAAAAGUGUAGAAGAUAGAAGAAUUCCGUAGUGAAUGUAGAUCGGUAGAACGAGGGAAGAAAGACCGGGGUUAUAAACGUGUCAAACAAUCGCGUGCGAUCGUUGAUUGCGUCGGAAGUGAUGUUACUUUCGUUUCGAUAGUGAUUGCUCGUGUUUGUGGCCGAUUUCGUGGCUUUCUUGCAGCACGAAACGGUAUUUCUGACGAAGAGUGAUUUUUUUUUGAAGUGUGUUUUUUCGGUUAUCGUAUUUGCAACGUCUCGUUUCGUCGUUCGAUUUAUCGAUUCAUAGUGUCGAUUCAAUCUACGUUCCUCUCGAUUCGACCAAGGAAAAUGUGGGCGCAGUGUGUGAAAGACAUGCAGGACGAGGAUAUAGGAAGACAAUUUCCGUAAAGUGAAUUGAAGCAGAGGUCCUGUGAUCUCGAGAAACAUACAGUGUUAGUGAAAUUGGUGGAAGAUGCUGCUUGACAAUCGAUUGCUAUGAUUGAGCCGCGGAGAGUUCACGUGGAACGAUCAUGAUUUACCUUAGGCUGCACGUCGGGAGGAGUCUACGGUGCAACACGAAUGCAAGACACUGGAACGUGUUCAUCGUGCCACUCUUCCCACUCUGGAUUAUCGGCGCCUUCUGCGUAAAAGACAUCCCGAUAUCGCACAUCGUGGCACUGGUCGGUGAUCCUACGUACCUUCCAUGCGACAUAUCAACCACACAGGAAGGAGAUUCGGUGCACCUUGUGCUCUGGUACCGCGAGGACCUCGGUACGUCGGUCUACAGCGUCGAUGCCAGGGAUCGAGAUUUCGGCAUCGCCGAACGAUGGUCGGACGACACGGUGUUCUCGAAUCGAGCUUACUUCAUGCCGGACAAGAAACCGGCCGAACUCGGGGUGGACCACAUAAGAGAGGAGGACGCGGGUAUCUACAGGUGUCGCGUCGAUUUCCAGAUCGGGCAAACGAGAAACUCCAAAGUCAAUUUAACGGUGAUAGUUCCGCCGCACAAAAUCGUGAUCGUCGAUGACUCAGGGAUCGCACGGAACUCGAUGGUGGGCCCGUACAUGAAGGGCGACACACUGCGGCUCUACUGCGACGUGUACGGCGGUAAGCCGACGCCCACAGUGUCCUGGUACAGGGACGACAAACUCGUCAGCAACAAAACCGUGACGGUGAGGAACGGUGUUGCGCGGAACGAGCUCGUUAUCAAAAAUUUAGGAAGGAACGACGUACGCUCGACCCUCACCUGCAACGCGACCAAUAACAACAGGUCGAUACCCCUUUCGACCACCGUCUACGUCGACAUGAAUUUCUGGCCGUUGGAGGUGAGGAUAAUCGGGUCGAACCAGCCGUUGUCGGCGGGCAAGAGGUACGAGCUGGUCUGCGUCACUUCCGGCUCGAGGCCACCGGCCACGGUAACCUGGUGGAGGAACGAUCAACGUUUGGUGGACACCAAGGAGAGCAUGUCGAGCGAUGGGAACACGACCACCAGCAUCUUGUCUUUCAUGGCGACCAAAACAGAUGCUGGUAGACAAUUGUCGUGCCGGGCUGAAAAUCCAAUCAUGGGGAGCGAAUCGAUAAGGGACGACUGGGUACUCGAGAUACAGUACACGCCGGAAACGCGGAUACAGCUGGGCACCUCGUUGAAUCCCAACGAGAUCCGCGAGGGAACUGACGUGUACUUCGACUGUUUGAUUCACGCCGAGCCUUCCGUUUAUAAGGUUGAAUGGCGACAUUUGGGGAAAACUCUUCACUCCAACGUCACACAGGGUAUCAUAAUCAGUAAUCAAAGCCUGGUGUUGCAAGGCGUCGACCGUAAAAGCGCAGGCAAUUACACUUGCGUCGGAUAUAACACGGAAGGGGAUGGGGAGAGCACUCCGUUUUAUUUGAACGUAAUGUUCUCGCCCACUUGCAAACCGAAUCAGACGAAGGUGCACGGCGUGGCGAAACAAGAAAAGGCAAACAUAUCCUGCCAAGUGGACGCGAACCCCCCCGAGGUUCAAUUCCGUUGGACCUUCAACAAUUCCGCCGAGAGUAUCGACGUGGCCGCCAGUCAUAUCGCCAGGGCCGGCACAUCCUCCAUCGUCUCAUACACACCUAUGACGGAAUUGGAUUACGGCACGUUGCUCUGCUGGGCCACCAAUCGAAUUGGACAUCAACAAGUGCCCUGCGUCUAUCACAUCAUACCAGCCGGUCGGCCCGAUAUGGUUCACAAUUGCACCACCUUGAACACGUCGACCAACUCGUUCUCGGUGCGAUGCACGGAGGGGUUCAACGGCGGUCUACCCCAGUCCUUUCUUCUCGAAGUGAGGGAGAGCAACAGCCAGGAAUUGCGUGCUAAUCUGACAUCGCCUGUGCCACGUUUCAGCGUCACCCAUUUGGAAUCGGGCGCCCUUUACCAGGCCUGCAUUUACGCGUACAACGAUAAAGGGCGGAGCGAGGCGAUGGUGGUUCAGGCUGGGACCAUGAGGCUACCUGAAAAACAAUUAACGUCAGAGUCAGAGAGGCCGAGACAGAACAUCAGGCUUAUGCCAAUGCUGAGCGUGAUGAUCGGCGUGGUGACCGCUUUGAUCAUCGUCGCGGUAAUAGUAAUGGUCGUGCUCAGAAUUCAGCACACGCAGGUGGACGAACAGAGCAAGUCGCAAAUGGAGGACCACAGCAAACAAACGAAACCGGCUCCCAUCCAACGGGAACUGAGGUUUCGCGAGGGAAGCAGUUUGCUCACGGAUGAAAAACAUCCCAGCAGCCCUUUCAGAAAGCUGGAGAGCAGCGGUGACAUAAGCGAGAACGACGAGAAGAACCCAGAUAUCAUACCUCAGCAAAUCACCGGCGACGAGCCGUCCGAGUACCUGAGAAAGAGGCGGCUCGUGUCGACGAUCGAGACAUCGCCAUCGAGAAGUUUGUUGGAACACUCGACGGUCACUUCCGUAAGCGGGCACAGCAGUUACGUCGGUUACUGCACCAUACGUAAUGGCAUGCCGUUGCACGAGUUCUCGAAUCUGACGACGAAGCAUAAAAGCUUUCAGCCAAUAGUGGGCGACGACUAUCAAAGUGGGGUUUGCACGCUCCCGAGGCAACACUGGCCGAGCCAAAGCGUUCAAUCAAUGUCGAUGACGAUGAGCCCGCCGAUGCUCUACACAGGCCUCGGUGUCGUCACCAGGACGUGCCCGAGCACGACCUUGCUCACCAAGGACGUGGAGGCUAGGAUCCCGGCCCAAUGUUGCAUCCAGUCGCAGAAGGACGGCAAGAUGAGCACACCGAUCGUCAUGGCCAAAAGGGAGAGCUCCGUGUGACACUUUUGUCGCUCGCGGACCAGCCACGUGUGAACAAUUGAAUCUCAUCGUUUAAGCGUUUUCUCGAAUCUCUCUGUACCGAUACCGGUGAUGAUUCACGUGGUAGCGACGAUUGGAUUGGAUGGUUGCGGAUGAAAGAUAAGAAAGAAGGAAGAAUUCUUAUCCAAUGAUCUUCCUUUCCUCGGUUUCGAUUACAAAAUUCGAAUGUUUUCACGAGUAUAGGGAUAUCGAUUAUCCCUAUAUUUUCCUUCUAAUUUAAGCGAUUAAUUAAAUCGUGUAUAAAAGGAAGGACAGAGGAUGUAGUUCGCGUGUAGCCAAAUAAAGCGAGGAGGGUAAACGCGAUCUUGAAUUGUAUCAAAGGAAUAAUUAUUAUAAGGUUACCUCGAACGAUCGAUAUCUCUAAAUUACGGAUCACGGAUAGAUACCAAUCGUCGAUUUUGUGUUCAGAGACAUUCGACAGUGUACGAAAACGAUGUGAGCGUGAAUGAAACGGUAUACUUAUAUAUAUAUAUAUAUAUAUAUAUGUAGAACCGUACGCAAAUUGGAAACGAGGCCGGUUGUAUUUCGAACGAAUUUAUUUCCUCCAUUCGCGAUUUAGUCAUCGCGUUUAACGUCUCUCUGUUCGAUCAAGUGCCCUUUUUACAUUGAACCGGACGAUUCUUGAGCCACCGUGUGUGAAUAUAUUUGAAAAAAAAAUAAGAAAAAGAGAGGAGAAAAGAGAGGAAGGAGGAGGAAGAGAAAAAAAAAAAGAGAAAAUACGCGUUGGAAGAUAAUCGUGCGUCGUAUGAUGAAAGAUGUGCGAGUGCAACCGGGAACGAAUUAUUGAUAGGAGAAAUAUAUACUUAUACAUAUGCGUGGGGUUUCGCUCGUGCUGUACAUAUACCUUGAAUACGAAGGAUAUUUUAUACAGAUUGCUAUAGUAUAAAGAUGAAAUAAAAAUUAUAAAAAUAAAAAAAAGAAAUAUAAGGGAGCGAAAGAAGAGGGGGGGAGGGGUGGAAUAAGCGAGAAGCUAUUUAUUCCCACUUUUACCGAUGAUAUGGUGAAAGAAGAGGGGGGGGAAAAGAAAAGAAAAUAAUAGGGGGAGAAAAAUAUACACAUUGUACAAUUCGUUUAGCCGUUGUAAGUAUAAAUAAUGUAUAUGGGUAUAUAAAUCGAUCGAGACAACCAGAAUAACGUACACUGAGAAUGUCCUACGACAUGACGAGAUAGAAAAGUUUAAAUAGUCAAUGGGAACAAGAAUUUCGCAUGUGUGUGUGUGUAUGUUCGAAGAGGGGGAAAUGACAAGGACGUAGAAGACAUAUCGUACAGCUUUUCCAUCAUCGAAAAAAAAUUGAAAUUAAAAAAACGAAGCAUUAGAAACGAGAUGAAUCGAACGAAAGAAAGAAAAAAAAAAGUAAAAAAAAAAGCAGGUUAAAAAAAAAGAAGAAACAUGACAAGAUCAUCUCCCGUUGCUUUCGUCAGUAUGCAGUAUUCUGGAUUUUAUUGUAAAAUUACGUAUUUGUAUAAUGUAUAAAGUAAUGAUUUUCCUUCCGCGUAAUGAUUCGAGGAUGAAAGCAAAAAUGGAAAAAGGAAAUCAUAUGGAAGGAAAACCUCCUGGUCGUGCUUUUAUAAAACUAUUGGUAUAUUUUGAUGCUUGAAAAAUUCAAAGAUCGUUAUAUAUUUGAUUCUCGUUUGAUUUGCAAAAUUCAGAAUAAAUAUUUAAUUACUUUCAGAUAUAUUUGAUAUUACUUCUAAUAUUUUGAUACUUUUAAAAUUAUUUUUAAAAUUAUUUGAAUGUAUCUUAUUUAAUUUUUAUUCUAAAAUUUUGUAGAUCAAAAUGAAAAGAUUAGAAAAUAUAUUGUAUUUUCCAUACAAAUUUGCUAAAUGAGUAAAGUAAAGUUUGAAAAGCUUUAAGAAAAGUAUAUGUAUGACUUUUAUCCACGAAUCGUUACUAGAAGCUCGAAUGAAAGAGAAAAAAAGACGAAUAUUUAUAGCUUCCUUGAUCGUUAAGCACAGCAAAAAUGAGAAAACAAAAAAAAGAAAGAAAAAGAGAGAGCUUUCGCUUCGCUCUGUAAAUGUCUCCUUUUCCUAAUAAAUGGUAAACACAUUUGUGUGCAUGCGUGUAUCUAAGAGCCAAAGAAAAUAUUUGGUAGAAAAAGAAGGAAAAGGAAAAAAUACGGGAAGAUCUGGAUAAUUUAAUAGAUAACUCAGUGUAAUACGGUCAUAGGAAAAUGGCGAACAAUGAUUUUUCACGAAUCGUUCGUGUAAAUAUUAUCGAGAAUUAGUCGUUCUUUCGAAUCCUCUAGAUGAAUGUGUUCUUUCGAUCUUUAGUCGUUAAGUUUUAUCCUCGAAGACACGGUGUCUGAUUGUAAUAUUUAAAAAAGAUAAAGAAGAAAAAAAAGAGAGAAAAAGACACUCUGCGUUGAAAGAGAAACGCGCGAAAUAAAAACUCGUUAUUUAUUAUUGCCAUUGAUGGAAUUGAUAUCGCCGCAUAGCCAGUGUACUAAGGGGAACUUUACUAAUCGUUACGAAAAACACCUAUUUCAUCUUGUACUAAGCGUCUUACGCUAAAAGGCUGAACAAAAAUUUAUAAAUUAACGAAUUCAUCCUGACACGAUAGUGAUGCGCUAGUAUCGUUUCGAAUGAUCUAAGGCGCUUAACGAGUUUCGCUAGCAGCACAAUAAAUCUUCAACACAAACUGCCAAUAUAAUAUCUUUUGAUAAUUUAUUCGAACAAUUCUUCAUAGUAACAUCAACGAAACGGUCUAAACCGAACGGCAUCGGUAUUGGAUUGAAAUUUUAUUUCAUCAUCAUACUUUUAUCUUCAAGAAACGCGAGAUAUCAAUAGCAGAGAAAAAUAGUUAUUUAUUUUUUUUUCCUUUUCUUUUUAAAAAUCAUUAUAUUCUUCAGAAAACAAACGUUCCAAAUUGAUAAUCAAAUAAAUCUUUAAAAUUAAAUUUUUAAAGUUUUUAAUGAAUGGGCUUUGGUUUUUUCCCAUUAAUCUUUGUACUCAUUUUUCUUGAGUUCGGGGCAGAAUAUCAUAUCACGAGGUGCCGGCCAGAUGGUAUCUGCAAAAUAAUCACCAUCAUUCUAAAUAAAGAUAUUCUUUCAUCUUUUUUGAAAUUAUUCUUCUAACUUUCUUCUGGUUUCAUUUUCAAUUAUCAAUUCGUUAUGCUAUUUGACAGUGGCGAAGAUGUACUUCCGUUUUUACAAAUUAAAAAGUGAUAAGAUAUGAAUAUUCACAAUAUUUAUAUUAUAAAAUAUCUUUUCUUGUUAAUUUGCUCUGAAUUACACAGGAUAGGAAAUAAUUCGAUUGAUAAUAAAAUAUAAAAGAAAAUUAUAUGUAUGUAUAUUUCAAACAAAAGUAAAUCAAACUUUGUUUUUGUAAAGUGAAUUUAAAAAAAUCGAAUAUGAAAAUGCACGUGUACUCGAUAAACAUUUGAAACAACAAAUUCAAAAAAAUUAUAAAUAUUAUUUUUUUUUUAAAUUAAAUUUAUCGUGAUAUUUCGUAAAAUGAAUAUUCUUUUGUAAGAAAUAUUAUCUUCUUUUCUUCACGAAUUGUUUCCAAUCCUACAUAGAUAAUAACUUUUAGAAUUAAUACUCUAAGAAAUGCUAUGUUACAAAUUAAAUGUUACUUUAUAUUUGUUUAAAUGACAAAUUUUAAUUUUAUAGUUAAUAUACAAAAUUUCAUUAAAUAUUAUAUAAUUAAUUAUUAUAUAAUUAAUUGAAAUUUGCGUAAUAACCAUAAAAUAUCUAAAUAAUACCGACCAGCGUUUACUCAUCUAUUUGCUUCGUUAUUAUAUAUCUUACAGUAGCCAGAAAUAAGAGCCAAAAAAAUCUUUUUAGACUAAUAAUAAUACAUGAAAGCACCGUUUCAGCCGUAUAUCGCCUGUAUAUUUUUAAUGAUCGAAUUUGACCAGCUGCUUUUGCAAAAGAAAAUCAAAAAAAAAAAAAAAAAAGAAAAGAAA
This is a messenger RNA of Apis cerana (Asiatic honeybee), 7456 nucleotides long. Its product is annotated as neural cell adhesion molecule 1. NCBI's taxonomy places the organism in Eukaryota, Metazoa, Arthropoda, Insecta, Hymenoptera, Apidae. Gene Ontology annotation, molecular function: protein binding. The record is from RefSeq and is a predicted model, not a curated record.